GCGUGUUUCCGGCGGACCUUUUCUGGUGUGACACCAGAUCAUGACGGCAGUAGAGAGAAUAACACCGAGCCGCGAAAAUUGUGUUUACACCAGCUGUUACUGUGAAGAAAAUGUGUGGAAGCUGUGUGAGUUUGUUAAAGCUGAGAGGACUGCUCCACUGGAACAGCUCUUUGUGGUUUUUGUCUCCAAUGACAAACGGAUGAUUCCUCUAUGGAAACAGAAAUCCGGACAUGGCAACGAGCCUGUGCUCUGGGACUACCAUGUGAUCCUGCUUCAGGUGCGUCCUCAGUCGGAGUCCCUGGUUUACGAUCUGGACUCUGAACUGUCGUUUCCCUGCAGCCUGAGGCUUUACGGAGCCAUGGCCUUCCGCUCGGACCGCCACAUCAGACCGGAGUACCACAGGAAGCUGCGUGUAAUUCCUGCCGAAAGCUUCAUGUUGAAGUUUGCGUCUGAUCGAUCUCACAUGAAGAACCCCGAUGGAACCUGGAAGAUGCCUCCUCCUCCAUACCCGGCCUUACAGACUGCAGAGUGUCAGAUGAACCUGGACGAUUUCAUCAGUAUGAACCCUGCUGUUGGCUGGGGUACCGUCUACAGUCUGGAUCAGUUCCUGCACACAUACACCGGAAAUCCCUCCACAACAUUAAUUUGCUCGUCUUUAUCCUGAUCUUCAACAAAAGCUGUGGUUUUAGGAUGUUGUUGCUGGUUUAGAUGGUUAAUGGUUAAGAGAGGGUUUUGUUGCAGUUUCCUCAUCUGAUCUUCUGCAGAGACCGUCCAUUCAACAGUGUCACAUCUUUGAGCUGUGGAUCUUAAAGAUUAUACCUCAUUUACUGGGCAAUAAAAACAUUUUUUUUGUCA
Molecule: messenger RNA, 855 nt
Organism: Fundulus heteroclitus (mummichog)
Lineage: Eukaryota; Metazoa; Chordata; Actinopteri; Cyprinodontiformes; Fundulidae
Gene: ntaq1
Product: WDYHV motif containing 1
Exons: 6
Coding region: 41-664 (207 amino acids)
Cellular component (GO): nucleus; cytosol
Molecular function (GO): protein-N-terminal glutamine amidohydrolase activity; protein-N-terminal asparagine amidohydrolase activity
Source: RefSeq, a predicted model, not a curated record